Molecule: messenger RNA, 1016 nt
Organism: Prosopis cineraria
Lineage: Eukaryota; Viridiplantae; Streptophyta; Magnoliopsida; Fabales; Fabaceae
Exons: 1
Coding region: 100-894 (264 amino acids)
Source: RefSeq, a predicted model, not a curated record
AAAAAAUCAUCGCGCCUUCCACGUUUAUUGCCCUCGACCUGCUGCAGCAAGCUCAGCUACUGUAGAAGAAGAAGAAGAGGAAGAAAGAAAGAUCCGAAAAUGGAAGAUGUUAUUACAGAAGCUCCUCCUCCUUCCAGAUUCUUCGAAGAAGAUCUCAACAAUUUCACUCCUCCAUCACCUUCCCUUCCUUCUCCAUUUCUCUUGUUCUCUGACCCUCACCUUCAAUCCCUCCGACCUUCCCUCCUCAUCAUUCUUCUCUCUUCCCCUUCCCUCUAUCUCUUCCACUCGCUCCCCCAUAAAACCCUAAUUGGAUCCCUCAUCCUCCCUGAGAUCCCUCUCUCCGGCAAGUCUGUUGAUCCCUCUCUCACCGAUACCACCUGCAACAUUUACUCUCUCGAUUCUCAUGAUGCUGUUGUUGUCUCCGUUCAGUGUGCUGUCUCCCCCGAGCGGUCUCAUUCUGUGGCAAAGCUUCUGGUUGGUGAUCGGGUUGCGCCUAAAAGGGUUUUAAUUUUGGAUUCAAUUCGGAUCCAGAACUAUCGCGGUCGGUUGUCGUCAGACGAGGCGUUUGCUUUUAAGCUGGAGACUGCGGCGGAGAGGAAAAAGGGGGUUGAUGAGAAAUUGUUAAAGGGUUUGGAGUAUUAUCCCUCUGGGAGCGUCGUCGAUGGAUUGAGUGCUGCGCUUCUGGGGCGAUGCCAGAUUCUGAAUAUUAGAGGAGUUCUAUGCGUUUCUUGGCCUGAAUUUGAUGCGUCUGUGGUGUCUCUGGUGAAGGGUUUAGUGCAAAGAGAUGUCUUACCUGGCUUGGACCUAAGUUUAAGUUAUAUAAAAGGUGAUGAACUUCCUUUGAAGUUCGGUCGGAGUAAGGAUCAUCUUUCUGAAUUUGAUUUGUACGCUUGAUGGAUUAAUUAACUAUGACAUUAUGCUACUUAGUUUUCUUCUUCUGCAAUUUUGAAAGAUAAAAUUUGCUCAUGCGUGAGACUUCAUGCAAGAAUGAAUGUCAUAUAACGUUUACUGAGUUU